GGGACGCACUGGCGGGUGCGGCGAGGCGGUCCCUUCGAGUUCGAGUGUGGAAGUUCGCUCCCUGAAGAGAGUGUGGGCGGUUAGGUUCUCCCGGCCACUUUCCCGUCCCCGAAUCUUCUUUUCAGGGAGAUGUCCUUUGCUUCUCAGAUGUAAUGCACUUUAAGUUUGUUAUUCAACAGUGAAAAUGAGUCAUACAGAGGUUAAAUUAAAAAUACCUUUUGGAAAUAAAUUACUAGAUGCUGUUUGUUUGGUACCUAACAAGAGCUUAACAUAUGGAAUAAUUCUUACACAUGGAGCAUCAGGAGAUAUGAAUCUUCCUCAUUUGAUGUCACUGGCAUCCCAUCUUGCAUCUCAUGGUUUUUUUAGCCUGAGAUUUACCUGUAAAGGCCUUAAUAUUGUACAUAGAAUUAAGGCAUAUAAAUCAGUUUUGAAUUACCUAAAGACCUCAGGAGAAUACAAACUUGCAGGUGUUUUCCUUGGAGGUCGUUCAAUGGGCUCAAGAGCAGCUGCUUCUGUAAUGUGUCAUAUUGAGCCAGAUGAUGCUGAUGGUUUUGUUCGAGGUCUCAUUUGUAUUUCCUAUCCACUGCACCGUCCAAAGCAGCAGCAUAAACUUAGAGACGAAGAUCUCUUUCGUAUAAAAGAUCCUGUACUGUUUGUGUCAGGCUCAGCAGAUGAAAUGUGUGAAAAGAACUUGUUGGAGAAAGUGGCACAGAAAAUGCAAGCUCCUAAUAAAAUCCACUGGAUUGAGAAAGCAAGUCAUUGCAUGGCAGUGAAAGGACGGUCAACAAAUGAUGUUUUCAAAGAAAUAAAUACACAGAUUUUGUUUUGGAUCCAGGAAAUCACUGAAAUGGACAAGAAGUAAUUGUCUGUAGUUACAAGCUAUGUUAUUUUGAAUACAAAUACAGUUAAUUUGUUAAAGAACAACAUACCUCUAAGCAUUAUCAGAUAUAUUUCAGACUAAUUUAAUGUUCUUUAUUAAUGUUCCCCCAUUUUUUAAACACAUUUUAAUUGUGAAAUUAAUGCCCUUUACAAAGUGUCUUUUGAAAGCACUGUUAUAGUUGUAUAAAGUUGAUGUACAAAUAUUGAAGGUGGUCUAAAUAUAAUUUAUUUUC
Messenger RNA from Mesoplodon densirostris (Blainville's beaked whale), 1112 nucleotides. It is a transcript of the gene TEX30, whose product is annotated as testis expressed 30. Lineage: Eukaryota; Metazoa; Chordata; Mammalia; Artiodactyla; Ziphiidae. The transcript has 6 exons. The record is from RefSeq and is a predicted model, not a curated record. Bases 185 to 862 code for a protein of 225 amino acids.